GUGUGUGUGUGUGUGUGUGUGUGUGUGUGUGUGUGUGUGUGUGUGUGUGAACUGAAACCACCAUUUCAGCUCAGAGCCUCUCAGGGAGAGACAUCAGCAACAAGUGAAUGACACUAAAUUGAGAGAUGAACAGAACAGGAAGGAAGAUUGGGGAUUUUCGUGAGAAUUGAGUGAGAGAAAGCAGCUCAACAAAGAGAAGCGGUGGAUGAAAAGUUGAAGAAGGGCAAGAUGAGGAUGGCGUGUGUUGGUUGAAGCUUUUUCUGUUGCUGCUUUAGGAUGCUACGACGCCGAGAAGGUUCCAUACAGAGAGCUGACCAUGUUCUCACCUGAAGAUCUGACAGCCAGGAUACCCGCGUGAGGCACUCCUCCACAUCUGUGAUGCUGCAGCACAAACGUCUUCUCUCCAUGAUGGAGGCUCAAACAGCAAACUACAAGCAGCUUUCCUGAUAGAAACCCCUGCAGCAGACCUGUGGGGCGGCGAGCUACCUCUCAGCUUUAGGAUGAACAAUUCCAGCUGUCAUGAUGCUAGCCUGAAGAGUUACCAGCACCACGUCUACGCGGUGGUGUACAGCGUGAUUUUAGCACCAGGCCUGCUCGGAAACGUCUUAGCGCUCUGGGUGUUCAGAAUCUAUGUCAGAGAAACCAAGAAGGCUGUGGUGUUCAUGAUGAAUCUUGCUGUGGCUGACCUGCUGCAGGUGUUGUCUCUUCCUCUGCGGAUCUACUAUUACCUGAAUGGCACCUGGCCCUUCAGUCACCUCCUCUGCCUGAUUUGCUUCUACCUGAAAUUUGUAAACAUGUAUGCAUCCAUCUACUUCCUGGGAUGGAUCAGUGUGCGCCGCUGCCAGCUCAUCAUGCGCCCUCUGAGAUACAACUCCUCAAAGCAAAAAGGAGACAUUUUCAUAUGUGUGACGGGCUGGUUUCUGGUCUGUUUGGGCUGCCUGAUUUUUCCUCUGAUGAGGAACCUCAGUUCAGACAGCAAUUCAAAUGAUUCCCAAUACUGUUUUGCAGAGUUGCCUUUGAGGACCAUCAGUCCUUCAGCCGUCUGGGUCCUUUUGAUAAUAGCAGAGCUGGUAGGCUUCAUCCUGCCCCUCGUGGUGGUGGUGGUCUGUGCUUGUCUGACUGCUGGGAGUCUCCGAGAGAAGACGGAGGGGGUUGUUCCAGACAGGGGGGAGAAGCGGAGGGCAUUAAGGAUGGUGCUAAGCUGUGCUGUGGUCUUUUUGUUAUGUUUUGCACCUUACCACAUCACCAUGCCCAUGGACUUUCUAGCCAAAGCCAACACCCUGAGCGACUGCUCCCUCCGAGAUCUGGUUCUGCGAUGCCACACCGUCACGCUCUCCCUGGCCAGCCUGAACUGUGGCCUCGACCCGCUCAUGUACUACUUCACAAGUGAUGAAUUCUGGAGGCAACUGGGUAAACCAGAAAUAUCAGAGAGUAUGAUUCUGAGUAGGCGCCUGUCUUGUAUAACCGGAGGGGAGGACGUAGACGAUGACUAGUUUAUGUUUCGAUGUUACUGAGGAGUUAUUCACAACCACCAAUCCCGGUGCGUUCCCAGAGUGAAGGAUAUUCAUGCAUAAGUGUGUGAAAAAGACUUGAAAGUGUCAUUUUUAUUGUUCGUCAUUGAAGCCUGUAGUUUUUUUUACUCAUUUUCGAGUGUGACGUUUACGCUCACAUUUAAUAAACUUUGUUUAUUUGAAGAGAUCCUUCCCAAAAAACCAUUUUUCACUCAUUAUUUUUUAAAAUGACUGGUCACUCUGAGUUUUUCAUGCAGGCUGAACAUGAAAAUGGUCUCCUCCACCUCUCUCCUGCAUUGGCUUCUGAUAGAUGAAGAUGAAACUAGGAUUUAAAAAUCCUCACAGAUCUAAGUCACACUGUCACAUUCAUGGAUUCACCAAUGGACUUGUGAUGGGGAGGUCUGUUGUUGGUUUAGCAUCCAGGAAACGCACAUUAGCAUUAGCAACUCCACCACACAGCAGAACUCCUCCAGGCUCGUGUUAUUUGUGGAGAUAAAACAUCACAUAGCAGAGGAAAUGGAGUCAGUGGUAGAGUCACAUUGCUGUUAGCCAAUCCGAGGAAACAUCUCCAAAUAUCAGGAAACAAGACUCCAAAUCCUGUCGGCUGAAACAGACGCACCGGGGCUUUUUUUUCCCCAUGGUACAACUUACAAUGUAUUUAUUCCUACUAAAGACCACUGCAAAUUUAUUAACUCAUUCCCUGCCAUUGACAACUAAAGUCGUCAACAGCGUUUUUAUACGGGGCGGGCAUAGGAAACGAGCUCCCGCACCUUGAGAGUACCUUGUAAACCAUCACGGCUCUAAAGCUGAUCUCCACCCGUGUGUGCCAUGAUGCAGACAAUCCAUGAAUUAAGAGAUCAUUUUGGGAGGUCACUGUGCUCAAAGCCAGGAGCUAACCGAAAAAGCUUCUGCAGCUCACACUUCGACGACGGAUUGUGAAAGAACAGAAAAAGCUAGAAAGGAGCUGUUUUUCCUGCUAUAAGAAGUGAGUCUACUUUUUCUUUUGGUAGUUUCCACGUGCGUUUACAUGAUCAUAGAACACAAUAUUCUGUGGGUGUGUCCGAAUCCACAGGAAGGAUGCUUAUGAGUACGGGUCCUCGCCGGUCUAGCAAGGCCGGGUCCUUGAAGACCGCUAAGACCGGAAGUCAGCGGCUCUGAAUUCGGACAGUCUAGCCUUCACCUCUACGGUGACCCGUAGGUCUCCUCACGGCCGUGGCGGCAGCUACACGCAAAGGAAAAAUGCUAAAGCUAGCGAAAAUGGAGCAGGAAUAUUAAGGAGCUGCAGCAGCUUCACGUCCAUCAGCAGCGUUUGUUCACAACCGUUUUCAGGUAAAGUAACUUUGUUUACUCUAGAAGCUUUCAGGACUUACAUGUUAACUUUAGAUGGUUUCGUGUAUGUUUUAAGCUACAGAAUGAACUUGUUAAACGUACACAACACAUUACUACAGAGUAUUAUCAUGUAGGUAAUUAAUAUAAACCAAAUGCAUUAUAAAUGUUGAAUGCAGUCGGAUGUUUUCUAAUGUAAAUUGGACCUUAGAACUUAUUUUGCAUCAAAUGAGGGUAAAAUGCUUUAAAAAACAGGCUUUUUAAUAAAAUAGCAUUGAACUGUUUUCAGUGUGCAUUUGUUUAUUCAACUUAAGCCUAAUAAUGAUUAGAUCUGUCUUAAAAAUGUAAAUUCUCUGUAGUUUUCCCUGCUGCUUUUCUUUAAACUGAACAGAACCAGUGUACUGCAGGUUAAAGGUUUUGUUUUACAUUUUUCUAUAAAAAACACUUUUUAAUCUAUUACAGGUCAGCAUGCACUGUGCUGCACAUCUGCAUCGGUGCUGGUGAAGUUGUGGGUCUGGAGGAUGAGCGUGAGGAAGAUGUUUGUGGAGGAGGUCAGUGGUGCUCUGUCCUGGAGGAGGUACCAGCAGACCACCACUGCUGUUAACAGGCAAGUCAUUCACAGAGAUGUAACAGCCGUCGUCUGAGCCAGCCCAGCAGGCCCUGUAGAUGGACGAUGGAGUGGACAGUGAGAGGAAGCGUCCCAACGCUCUCUCUGCAGACCGUCCUGUAUGAUGUUCCUCUGGCCAGAAACGUCCAGCCACGGGUCUGCUCCAGCCCUCCAUCCACGUCUGGAUCCUCCUGCAGCAGAUCCAGCUGCACUGAUAAAGACUUCCUGCUCACUCAGUUUAAAUAAAAGAUCCAGGAAGAGUCACUCAGGUUAAUCCUGCUUUAACCGUACAAAACUGGUCCAUACUGGUUUUGAUCUGUAAAUAAGUGUAACCUAUUAUAAAUAAUCUUGUCUCCUUACCAUCUUUUCAUUUUCUGUUCAUGUAACAUGUUCAAAAACAUCUGUAAUAAUAAAACUGGUGAUGAAAUCAAUGACCAGAAAGAGUUAUCAGUUAGUAUUUGUUUUAAUAAAUGUGUUCAAAUAUCAAACAGCUAAAUAACAUCAACAUGAUGACAGUAGAAGGCCUCUCUCCCAGGAGGACCACCAGGUAAAGCCACUCCUGACCCUGGACACCUGCAGUCCUACAGAGAAAAUCAGACCACAGGUGACAAAAGGGCAAUAAACACAUUUUUACAUUUUUCUACAUGGGAAGAUAAAACUUUUAUUCUUCACACAAACUUUUUACUUCAUUAAAACGUGUCAGCUGUGUAAAUCCCUGAAUGUAAAACUACUUUUCACAGAAGAACUACUGUGGUUGUGUGUAAACAGCUUCACUCUUCACCUCUAAGCUUAAUAAAAACGCUUCUUUGCUCCGUUGUCCUUAAAACAAAUGACAAGUUUAAUUCGCCACACACACACACACACACACACACACACACACACACACACACACACACACACACACACACACACACACACACACGGGAAUAACUGGGACCUGCGACACAAACUCAUUCUGGCUGAUUUCUGCCUAAAAUGUAAUAAAAAAAAACAAAUAUACAAAUGAAAAAUGUCUAUAAACUGAACCGCUUUAAGCUUUUUAGGUUUCUACGGCUAGUUUUUAACAAACUUACGUUUAAAACUUCGUAGCUCUCCCCAUUUUCUCUUCCUGUUGAAAAUCCACAGCCGGCGUGCAAAGCAUGCUGGGAUAGCCUUGUUCUGUGAGGAGACAACAGACCCAUCCUCGAAAUGUGGGCGGAGCGAGGACGAGUUUGAGUAUUCUUGGAAUUCAAACAGUACUCGUCGCUGCGCUGUGACGUCAUCGACCUCAAAGUGCGCUCUUACAAGAAUCCUUCCAGUGGAUUCGGACACACCCUGUGACUCUUAAAAAAAACAGUAAAAAUGCUCUAAAACGCUGGCAGUCGAGCUUUCUGUUCAGAUAACGGCUACAGUGAAUGGGUUAAACAUAUGAGAGAAGGACCUCUUGAAAAGGCACCAAUUCACAACAAAGUCAUCUCCAAGUUCUUUUCAUGAAGCUACAAGUCCAUUUUUUCUCAGUUUCAAUUGUCAUGUCACAUUUAAUGCAACUAUUGCAUUCAGGACACAAAUGUGUGGCGAAGGAGGUGCGAAGUGACAAGAUCACAUGCAAAUGAUGGAAGACAGAUGUUUCCCUUCAUCACUUUGUCACAAGUUUGUCAGUUCUGAUUAAACAACUUUAGAAUCUGCAUGCACAUGCUAACGUGUAGCAUUCAUGUUACCCGUGUGCUACUUUACACCUGUUUCUGGUCAUGCAUUCUGGUAUAUUAUUCACAUUUGAGUCUGGUGGUAGUCCAUUUUAAACGAUACUGUGAGCAACUAAGUCAAAUAAUAGAUUCCCAGCAAAAAACAAACCAACAAACAAAAAAUAAACUGGGCUUGGGUUGUAAUUGAAAACUUGAGAUGCUAUAGUAUAAGGAGAUAUCUGAAGAUCUGGGUCUUCAAGAGUUUCUUGGAGAGACAGCAUGGUUGCCUGUGAUCUGGUAGCACUCAAUAGGUCAUUGCACCAUCAUAGAGAAAUGCUGGAAAAGAGUAUGAAUUGCAUGGUGUCGGUACUGCCAGCCGACAAUCCUGUGAUGAUCGGAGUGACGGUGUCACGAUUUGAGGAUGGUUAGGACCCAAAAUGCAGAUUACCCCAGAAGACAAUAGGCAGGAGCGUUUUAAAAAUAAAUCCUUUAUUUAGGAUGAUGAACUAAAAAUCCAAAGGGGCAGGAAGCCAAAAACAAAAAUCCUGAAUCAGGAGAACAAAAGCUCACUUAGAGCACAAACCUGGGGAGGAGACACAAAGCUCACACAGAGCACCAAAACAAUGCUGACAACAACAAUGGACCAACAAGACACUGAGACAAGACAGGGUUGUAUACACUGGGCAUUAUGGGAGGCAGAUGGGCUGCAGGUGUGUGGAGAGAGAACCAGGUGAAAGCAAUUAACUAAUCAGGAAGGAAACUAACAUGACCUAAGAGUAGAGUAAAAAACCUAAAGACGAGAUGAGUAGCAAAAUAACUAAUAUUCUAAGGGGAAGGGAAACUACAAAAACCUGUGGAAAAAACACACUAAAGAGACUAAUACAAUGAGAAGCUGAACCUAUAAAAAACUGUAGAGGGGUGACUGGGGGGAGAUUGAAGGUACACAGGACCUGGGAGGGAAUAUCUGGAGAGCUGAAGACCAGGGGACACAUGAGGAACACAAAGAGACACAUAAGGGGGAUUCUUAGGGGGGAAUGGAGCACACAAGGAGACACACGAGGGAGACGCAGACACAGACCAUUACAGAUCGGGAUUUUUGUUUAAGCCUUUACAAUGAGGUGAGGGUGGAUGUGUGCUCUUUUAGGGUGAUUGAGAUGUGACACACUAUUCUGGAUCGUUUGUAGAAAUUUCACUGAUGAAACAAAAUAAACAGCAAGUGUCUAGAUUAAAGAUAAUAAGGCAAGAGAGAGAACUGAAAUGUUAAUUUGUUUGGAUACGUAUGUCCAAAUCUGAGGUCCAGGUUCUCAGUAUGAAAUGUAUAGAUCCCCCAGCAUGGGGGUGAGGUCUUGCCUCACAUGGAGGAGAUUAAAGUAGCAAUAUGUGAGAAUUUUACAAUGAAUGAUCACAAAACAGUCUACUGUCUCAAUCAUCUGCAGGUGGGUGGUCACCACCAGGUUUUCUCCUUUUAAAAUGGUCUGACAGACGUAGACACUGUUUAAAAUCUGUGUGGCCAUCUGACACUAGUAGGCUAAAAGCUCCAUAAUUAAAAAGAACUGAAGCCAGUAACAGGAAUGACCCAGAAGUUGUUUCUUGUACCACCUAAGAAGGGUAAAGCAGGCUAGAAGCUAACGUUGAGCUAACAAUGCUAAUGGUGGAUUUGACUCGAACAUUGACUGAAAAUAUUUUAAGCAGUGGCACCCCCAUGGGGUGGCCAUUUCAAAAAAUAUAUGUUUCUGCUGCUCACCAAAAAAUUAAAAAAUAAAGUUUAUAUCGCCAUUGUUCUUUGUGAAGACAGCAAUAGAUGAAUUUAACACAAAAAAAAGUCUAAAAAGAAAAACAUUUUAAAUACCUGAAGAAGUUUUCUGAAAUGUUUGUGUUUCUGAAGUGUUUUGGACACAUAUUGUUUUUUAAUAAAAAAGAAUAGAGGAGCAAUGUGAUGCAUCGCUACAGGCUAAACUCUCCCAGAGUUACCACAAGGACCAAUUUGGUUUGCCACCCCAAAAUGUUCUUUGGCCCCGUCUAGCCACAUUUAUAAACAUUUUCUGGGGGCGCCUCUGAUCUUAGGCUACUUUUUCAAUUACCAACAACUAAAUAUUACAGUGAAAUGUAUGUGUGAAGUGAAUAAAGAAUCAGCCGUGGCGUUUUACCCCCUUUAAUAAGCCGUUCAGAACUAUAACAGCAAGACGGCAAACAACUACACUUCCUCUUAAUGCAGGAGGCUUACUACCAUAAUAAGUGUAGUAGGUGCUCCACAGUAAAACACCCAAGAGUGCAAACACCAGAUAACGCUUUUAUAAACAAAUAAACUCACUGUUUAUAACUUGUCUUUGCUCAUCAUCAAGAAUCUUCUGGCGCUGAUCCGUAACUGGCAACAGUUAAGAAAUUCACGAAAAAGGAGUGAGAAAGUGACUUUUUGUUUAGAAAAAUGGACUGCAGUACCCACAUUUGACUACAAGAUGUCAAUCCUUCUUAUUGCACUUUUAAGUAUCACAGAGGUCAGCACUGACAGAGGGAGCAGGCGAAUGGGUGGAUUGGGGCAGUGUCUUCAGUGAUGUGGAUGCUGAACUGGUCUUUUCUGGUGCAGAUGGAGCUAACCCAAAAUAUAAAGCUCAACAGGGUGGAAAGGCUCAGCCUUAUAGGGUGCACCCUAGACAUUUUAAGGCCCCUCCUGCAAACAAGACGAUCUUUAUGAGCUUUACAUCUUUUGAGACACUUUUGUAUGUUUCAAACAUUUAUUGUGAAGGACUGACUUUUGUUAUUUUUGUCUAUUGUGAAUGGUGCUGUAGAUGUAGCCCAAGGACUUCUCGUAUUCAAUAAAAUGCCUAAUUACAUUGUAAAGAAACUGAUGGUCAAAAAAGAUGGUUAGACUAUAACACCUUCUAUUUCUGUGCACAUCUGCAGAUUCUGCAGUCCUCUGAUGGUAAUGUAACUUUGUUACGUGAUGUAUUAGUAUCUGUCUGUUGGAUCUUCAGUGUUAAAUAAUAAGGUUAAAAUAAAUCAAACACUUAAAAUGCACUGCCCAGCCAA
Messenger RNA from Nothobranchius furzeri (turquoise killifish), 8132 nucleotides. It is a transcript of the gene gpr174, whose product is annotated as G protein-coupled receptor 174. The record is from RefSeq and is a predicted model, not a curated record. Gene Ontology annotation, biological process: positive regulation of Rho protein signal transduction; phospholipase C-activating G protein-coupled receptor signaling pathway. Gene Ontology annotation, molecular function: G protein-coupled receptor activity. Gene Ontology annotation, cellular component: plasma membrane. Lineage: Eukaryota; Metazoa; Chordata; Actinopteri; Cyprinodontiformes; Nothobranchiidae.